AUGGACGUUGGUGCCCAUUGCUCCAUGCCUGCAUGUCAUCAGCAGGAUUUCUUGCCGUUCAAGUGUGACUGUUGUAGUGGCAUCUUUUGCCUUGAUCAUCGUAGCUAUGACACGCACGAGUGUUCUAAAGCAGGCAGCCGUGACCGUCGUGUUGUUCAAUGUCCCGUGUGCAAACAGAUGAUCCAUUGGACAGCUGAACAGGAAGUUAAUGCUGUCUGGGAGGAGCAUGUACGUGUGGGCCAGUGUACGCGUGAAAAGUUCAAGCAGCAACAGCUGAGACUGCAAAACAAGCCCAAGAAAAAACGUUGCGCCGCUGAUGGCUGUCGAGAGUCGCUGCUUGUAUCGAAUCAAUUUCAUUGCAAAAAGUGUGCACACGAUGUAUGUUUGAAGCACAGAUUUGAGCCAGAUCAUGACUGCGAGAGGAAGCGUAAGAACCAACGACAGCAGUGGCUAGGAGGAUUGAAGACCAGCAGUACGAGUGCAGCUAUUCCGAAGCAAUUGUCGAAUUUUCAAAAAAAUGCGCAGACUGCCGCAUCUUCUGUAGUUACUGGAACCAAGACAGCAGUCUCUUCAAUCGUGCAAAAGGUCACUACGACCUCCGAGGAAUGCCCCAUGUGUCAGCAAAAGUUUGCGUAUGUGAGCCAGCUGAUUGCGCACGUGAAUCAUGCUCAUCCGGAAACGUCAAAUAUCCGAGGGACAACUAAUAUUACUACACAGACAGCUGCGAGCUCUGUUCCUGAUCAUAGCGAAGUAUGUCCUCAGUGCCACGCAAUCUUUCCUACCUUGAUUGCUCUUAUCCAACAUGCAGAGACAGCCCAUACAGGAGCUGUCGUUUCAGGACGUGAUGGUAGCACAGGUGGAGGGGAUCGAGACAAAUGUAGUGUCAUGUAG
Molecule: messenger RNA, 891 nt
Organism: Plasmopara halstedii
Lineage: Eukaryota; Oomycota; Peronosporomycetes; Peronosporales; Peronosporaceae
Product: zinc finger an1 and c2h2 domain-containing stress-associated protein 16-like
Exons: 1
Coding region: 1-891 (296 amino acids)
Cellular component (GO): cytoplasm
Molecular function (GO): zinc ion binding
Source: RefSeq, a predicted model, not a curated record